Lethenteron reissneri (Far Eastern brook lamprey) is the source of this 4315-nucleotide messenger RNA. RefSeq names its product INO80 complex subunit C (gene INO80C). NCBI's taxonomy places the organism in Eukaryota, Metazoa, Chordata, Hyperoartia, Petromyzontiformes, Petromyzontidae. Gene Ontology annotation, cellular component: Ino80 complex. The record is from RefSeq and is a predicted model, not a curated record. Gene Ontology annotation, biological process: chromatin remodeling.
CGCGCCAGCCAAUGGCGGCUCUCGGAGGCGGUGUCACGGCGACUCCGUUGCGGCCUCGCGAGGGGAGACGCGGCCCGCCUCGCGGGUAACAGAGAGGGAGACGCGGGGACUGAGAGGGAGACGCGGCCCGCUUCGUGGGGACUGAGGGAGACGCGGGGAGACUUGGGGAGGGCGAGGCGCUGAGACUUGCAGGGAGUUGGGCCCCCGGCCAUGUCGGCGGUGCCGCUGAGCGCCGCUCCUCCUCCUGCUCCCCCCCCGCGGCCACGCUGCAAGAAGCGGCCCGGGAGCGGCGCGGCCUUCGCGGUCGCGGCAGCGGCGACAGCAACGAAACCCAACAUCAAGAAACGCGCGCUGCAGCAGCCGGGAGUCUCAACUUGCGAGGGGGAGGUGACGACGGCGACAACGACGGCGACGACGGUGGAGGAGAAGGAGGCGGUGCCGGUGCUCGUGUCGGCAGAGCCGGCCGUGAGCAAGGCCCUUCCCUUCAAGAACCCCAGCUUCACCCACUCAGGUCUGGGUGGCGUGGGAGUUCGCAAGUCGCGCGUGUGGAAGAACCUGAAGCAGAUCAUCGCAGCCGAGCGCAGCAUGAACUGGAGCCCUGAUGAUGCCACAUACAGCAACAUCGACGCUCCUCCAUCGUUUAAGCCAGCCAAGAAGUAUUCAGACCUCUCUGGUUUGCCUGCAAGUUACACGGACCCACAGAGCAAACUCCACUUCAGCAAUGCCGAGGAGUUCUCCCAGGUGCGCACGCUGCCCAUGGACAUUGUGUCGGGUUACCUGGCUCUGCGCAAGGCCACGAGCAUCGUGCCGUAACAACGUACAACUCUCCAUGUGUUAGCGCGACUUAAGCGAGGUUGAGCUACGCUGCAAACCACAAGCACGAAUCUUACACACAAAUUAAAUACAGUGUACAAAGCUUACGGUGUAUAAAGAUGCCAUGACAUGCACUGGUUGGUGCUGUUUCAUCUUUUUAUGAAAUCUUUGAGAGGAAGUCACCGCCCUCGGGCUCCUCCACCUGCGUGUAGACUUUCCUCCCGCGCUAGCGCAGGCUGCAGGGCGAGGGAGUGUCGCGCGGAUCGCCGGGAAGAGAUCUCAACUUGAAACGUUCAGUAAUAAUUGCAAUGGUGAGACGAUCCACUCUUAAGUCCAAACCACAACCUGCAUAGAACCCUCUUUUUUGUAAUUAAUGGCAAAUGUCAUUGGAAUGUUGCCAAAAAGCGGUCAUUAUGGGUGUGAUGAUGCAUUGUUUCGUCAAUCUAUAUCGGUUAAGGUUUAGUCAUCGAUAACGUUCCAUUAAGUUCCAUGAAAAUGAUAUGUGAACAUUAAUGUAUUGAAAUAGAAUGACGGAGAAAAGAGAGAAUAUAAGAAUUACGAAUUGGUUAUUGAAUCGGAUUUCGGCUCCGAAAUCGAGAGCGUGUAUCACGUCGCUCGGCGGAGUGAAUUGUUAUUGCCCUGUAGGUCACAGCUGAUGCGAUUCAACUUAGUCUUUCUUUGUUACAUGGAAAAUCCCUUUUAUCCAGUCACCCAGCUAGUUUCCAAGGUAGAUGUAGGAACAAGAACAGCAUCAACAUUAUAGAGAGGAAGAGGCAACAUUGGAAUAACACGUUGGAGGUACAGGCCAAAAUAAUGCAGAAAGAAUAACAAUCGACAUAAAAAACAUCAAAAACGAGGUAAUGAAUGGUGGGAGAGGAGAUGUGCGUGAGGCAAAGGGAAUCCAAGCAAAUGAAACAACCACCACGGGAAUACGAAAAGUAACGGCCAAGAGUUUAUGUACAGGUGCAGUCGAACUGUCCAUGCUGAGCUAGAAUUGAUAUGAAACGAUGUAGGGAGGGGAGGGAGCUGAGCCUAUGCCGAGAGGCGAGGACAUUCCAGUAACGUGGGGCAGCAGCGUGGAAGGAAAUGUCGCCAUACAUAGUUGCAACAGCCGGCAUUUUUUUGUAAGAUCAGGGAGGCACUUCUGAUGUUGCAGCGUGCAAUGGGCGAAGUUUUAUCCUUUUGAUGCCACUGUGCCAUUGCUCCAUCUUGCAAAUCGUUGGACAAUUCUAGUUAUGUCUAAAUUGGCACUUGCUAUAAUGGUAAUAACCACUGUACAAGCGUUUGUCUUUUUUAUGGGGGCAUUGCAGUUCCAUUCUCAUUCCAUCUCGUGGUUGAACUGCGCUCUCUGUGUACCUCCUGCUUAUCAUCGAACUCCAAGGCUGUCACAGAGAGCCAGUUUCGUAUGUUUGUGUACACUUUAAAUACAAAAUAUAUGUGAAGUGUGUAAUAUAUUUAUUACAAUUUAACAUAAAUUUGUCUUUCCGUUAAGUGCUUUAGAUUAAUUUAUAUUAAUGUUGAGCCCUUUGGCAAUCUACCGCUGAAGCCUCCGCAUGCUAUGUUGGUCUUUGGGGACUGUUUAACCAUACUUCACUCGGCUGGUCAGUACGGGUUGAUAACGGGGUGCGGACACUGGACGGUUUCAGAUGGCACUCGCCACUGAUGUUAGCCAUGGCCAGGAAUAAAAUUCAGGUUACCGAGUUCCAAGUGCAGUUCGCUAUCCACUGUGCUACCACUCUUCCCCCAUGUAUUGAGGCAUAAAUAACACAAGUAUACAUCGUGGUGAUCUUGAUUAUUCCAGCAGUAUAUGUAAGUUUCUUACAUUAUUGCUUUAAUCAUACGCAGUGAAUCCGAGUACUGAUGCUCAUUUUGUGUUUUUUUACGAAUCUACUGGCACAUUCGGUCUCAAAAAUACCCAUUACCACUGAUAAAUGUUCUUAUUUAAUAACGCAUCCCCUAUUCAUCGACGACCAAUUCCGUAAAAACACGACCAUUUCGCCACGUGCAUGGCACAAUUGUGUAAUCACUCAAAGUAAGUGGUAAGGACAGUCGACAACCGUGGAAAGUAUUGGGAAUGGCGUCAAUCAUCAUUUGGAGUGGGCCUGUGUGAAUCGUUGGGAGGGCUGGUGGUCAUUCCACAGACGUGAAAUAUUUGUCCAGAGACUUUAGAGAAACUUACAUUGUUACUGAAAAGUUACAGCUGUCUGCCAAAUGCUGGAAAGCCGACUCGCGCGCACUCACGUGUGAAGAUGGCAGUGAUGAUGCAAAUGAGACACAAAUUAUAAUGAUAAUGUUGAUGGUAAUAAUGCAUGACGAUAAUUGAUGGUGAUAAUAUUAGCUAUAAUAAAUGAUGGUCAUGAUCACCAUCAUCAACCAUAGUCCACUGAAUUUCAAUUUAAAGCUUUCGUGACUGUAGGGAUUCAUCUUCUUGGUUCUUUCGGUAAAGUCACGUAUAAGGGAAGUAAUAAAAUAAUAAAAAUAAAACAUAAUAAAAUAAUUCUCACGACAUUUCGGCCACAACGCAAGCAGCCGUCCUCAGGUGAAAACCAGAUCUGUCGAGGCGACAGCGUCUGAAUGAAACAGCACACGUGCUUGGAGCAUAUAUAAGCUGGGUUGGAAGGGGGGGAAAGGGCGCCUUGACAAAAGAAUUUGCAUUUCAAGAGGAAUUUAGCAUAUUUAUGGGAAAUGCAGGUAUGUGAUUAGUACUACUUAUGCCCGUGCAUUAUGCAGGAUUAGCAGCAUCAAAGGGAGGGGAUAUGGGAAAUGCAGGUAUGUGAUUUGUACUACUUAUGCCCGUGCAUUAUGCAGGAUUAGCAGCAUCAAAGGGAGGGGAUAUGGGAAAUGCAGGUAUGUGAUUAGUACUACUUAUGCCCGUGCAUUAUGCAGGAUUAGCAGCAUCAAAGGGAGGGGAUAGGGGUAGCAUUAAUAAAGGGAAGCAGUGUUAAUAGUAUGUAGCUGCAGUAACUAAAACCACCACGUAAACAACUAAAGUAUAAACUACAUAGUAUCAUCAGUAUACUAAAUAUACUCUACAAUAAGCUGAGUUACUAACAGUAAGUAAUACAUUACAAUUCUACGUCGUAAAAAAUAUAAUAUGCUUCCAUCUAAACUUUAUUCUCUUACAUCACACGAGUCUACACCGUACUAUAUACUGCCAUAGACAAACCCAACAUUAAAUUAUAUACUACAUUACUAUACACCACCCUAUACCUUAUACAUUGUAAUAUUACACUAUGUAUUAUUCUACCCACCCUAAUGUAUAUCACACUGCUGUAUAUUCACUAUACAAUUACGAUACUAUAUAUUACUUUGUACAUUGUAUUAAGCAUAUAAAUUGUUAUACUAUUUGUUAUUAUACACUGUACCGUUGACCGUCGUGUGAAAGAUACUAAGAGGAAGCAACGAAAUAUGUCAAUGGGAGAGUAUAGAGAGGAAACUUGCAACGGAGCAAAGAAUCCAUUCCCUGCGGAGAAUACAAUUGUAAUAAAGGACUCUUUCUCAG